Oreochromis aureus is the source of this 1241-nucleotide messenger RNA. Its product is annotated as pro-opiomelanocortin-like. The coding region runs from base 40 to 690 and encodes 216 amino acids. NCBI's taxonomy places the organism in Eukaryota, Metazoa, Chordata, Actinopteri, Cichliformes, Cichlidae. Gene Ontology annotation, biological process: neuropeptide signaling pathway. The transcript has 2 exons. Gene Ontology annotation, molecular function: neuropeptide hormone activity. The record is from RefSeq and is a predicted model, not a curated record. Gene Ontology annotation, cellular component: extracellular region.
UAUCUUUUACUGUGUAUUUCAACAGCAGAUACACAGAGAAUGUGUCCUGUGUUGCUAUUGGUGGCUGUAAUAGUAGUGGGCGUGGCCAGAGUAGCUGAAAGUCAAUGCUGGGACCAUCCCGUCUGUCAGGAGGUCAACUCAGAGAGGAGCAUGAUGGAGUGUAUUCAGCUUUGCCACUUUGAAAACAACGAGAAGCCCAUCACCCCUGGUGAUGCCCACCUGCAGCCUCCUCCCCCAUCGGGCCCUCUUUCUCUUUUACCUUUCCCUCCGCCCUUCUUCUCCUCUCCUCAGGCCAAACGCUCCUACUCCAUGGAGCAUUUCCGCUGGGGCAAGCCUGUUGGGCGAAAACGCCGCCCGAUUAAAAUCUAUACCACCAACGGUCUGGAGGAGGAGUCGGCGGAGCUUUUCCCCGGUGAGAUGAAAAAGCGGGAGCUCACUGGUGAGAUGAUGACGAUGGACAAUAACGAGGGGAAGUUAGCAGAUGGGGGGCAGGAGGAGGUCCCAGAUGACAGCCAUGAGAAAAAAGAUGAAAUGUACAAGAUGAAGCACUUUCGCUGGGGCGGCCUGCCGGCAAGCAAGCGUUACGGCGGGUUCAUGAAGAGCUGGGACGAGCGCAGCCAGAGGCCGCUGAUCACGCUCUUCAAAAACGUCAUCAACAAAGAAGCCCAGGAGGAGAAGAGGGAGCAGUGAGGAGGGAGGAAAGAGGGAGGGAUGGAGAGAAGACGAGCAGACAGAAAAGUUUUAUUCAUAACUGCAAACAAGUCCUGUGACUAAAUACAAGAUGUGUUUUUGUCAUUGCCACAUUAUGACAGGGUUAUUAAUCCAUGAGCGCCUCAUGAUGUAAUACGUCCAUGAGCAGGAAAUAUGAAACUAUUUGAAUACCCCAGUUUUCCAAGUUCUUGAAUAUUUUGAUUCAAAACACAGAAACCACCAAAUAUUAACAGAUCCAAUGAGCCUUUCUGUACAAAACAACAUUGGGGUUGCUUUUCAUUUGUUUUAGCUGAAUAACCAACAAGGAGAGAAAAGAACAAAGGGAAAGAGAGUGGUCAGGUCACUCAGGCUAAUAAAGUUUUCUUAUUCAGGGGUAAACAAGGAACAUUAUCUUUCCCAUCAUGUUUGUAAGUCCCUACCUGCCAAACCAUUUGAUAUACUGGACCUAACACAGAGUUCUCGAUGCUUCAGAGGAGUCAGAACUGUCAUUGAGAUCAUGACACUGCUGCCACUGUCCACUGUCAUUAUAA